AUGGUCGAUACUGGCGCUACGCACAGUCUAAUCGCUCGUUCUACUCUUAACUAUUUUUCACAUCCUCCUAUACAAAAAACGUCUACAACUACCGCGGUACUCGGUGAUGCUUCUACAACCAUCGAUGUUCAUGGUUUUGUUCGUUUGUGCAUCUUCAUUAAUCACAUUCCUACUUUCGCUUCUGUCUUCGUUGUCGAUUCUCUUGGAGUUGAUUUUAUUCUUGGUAUGGACUGGUGCAUUAACAAUGAUAUUCUACUACGUGUUCGUGAACAAAAAGUUAUUGUUCGUCAUCCUUCGCACGGAACCACAGCAGUACAUUUUUUAGAUUCUAUUUCUAUUCCGGUUCGUCUUGCUCAAUCAAUUCAACUUGCUCCUCAUCACGAACAUAUUGUACGUUCAUUUACACCUUUAUCAUUUGCCUCUUGUGUUUCUUAUAUUCCAGAUGGCGUUUUAUGUCGGAGUAAGAAAAUUUAUAUUCCAGAAGCUCUUUUAAAAAUAAAUUGUUUUCACUCCUAUAUUCUGAUUCAUAAUGCUGCUAAUACACCUUGUACCCUACGUAAAAAUACCAUUCUUGGUACUGUUUAUUUUUUUAACACAAAUCCAGCCCCAGUAAACAUUACUGCAUUUCCCCUCUCUCUAUCAUCGCUUUCUUCUAAGUUGCCUCUCAUUUCAUUAUCUUCAAUUCAACCUACUUCUAUCACUAGUAUAUCUGAUGUCGAUUCAGUCCUUCAUGAUUUAGUUCAUCACAUCACCGAUGACACCGAAAAGCGAAUUUUUUUUAAUAUUCUUAAUCGACACCGUCGAAUAUUUGAUAUUUCUAAACCAACAAUAGCUAAAACAAAACUUCCUCAUGUUAUUAUCACCGCUGAUCAUCCUCCGAUUAGUGUUCGCCCUUACUAUCGUACUAUUGAACAACGUAAAGAACUUCAGCACGAAGUCGAUAAGCUUUUGAUGGAUAAUAUCGUCCGACCUUCGACAUCUCCGUGGUCAUCCCCUGUUAUUUUGAAAAAGAAACCUGAUGGUACCUAUCGUUUUUUAGUUGAUUUUCGUCGUCUCAAUUCUAUCACACGGAAAGAUGCUUAUCCCCAACCAUCUGCUGAAGAGUUAAUUUAUCGUCUGUCGGGACACAGUUAUUUUACAAAACUUGAUCUGAGAAGUGGCUACUUUCAAAUUCCCAUUGUUGAAUCAGAUAAAGAAAAAACAGCAUUUGUCACUCCUGAUGGACAUUAUGAAUUUAAUGUUCUCGCUCAAGGUCUGAUGAAUGCUCCAGCAAGUUUUCAACGAGUUAUGAAUAACUUGCUUGCUACUGGUCGUUGGGACUAUGUCGUGAUAUAUCUUGACGACAUUGUUAUUUUUUCUCAUUCACUCGAAGAACAUAAACGUCAUGUUGACGAAAUCCUAUCCAUCCUCGACACUGCACAUUUUAAGGUUUCUCCUCCCAAAUGUACAAUUGCUGCUAAUCAAAUAGAAUUUCUUGGUCACAUUAUUACUUCAAAUACUGUCGAGCCAUGUCGAGAAAAAAUAAAAGUAAUUCUAGAUAUUCCAUCACCGCGCACUCUAUCACAAGCGAAUCGUUUCCUCGGUAAAAUAGGAUACUAUCGAAAAUUUAUUCCCGACUUUGCACGCAUUGCUGCCCCAUUGCAUAAGGUUACCAAUAAAACACGUACCAAACGACAUGAAUUUUAUUGGCAUGAUGAACAACAAGCAGCUUUUGAACAGUUUAAAACCAUUUUGACUACCUCGCCUCUUUUUCUUCAUUUUCCUGAUCCAUCUGUUCCAUUCAUUCUUUCUACGGAUGCGAGUCUCACUCGUAUUGCAGGCGUUCUUAAACAAAAUACUUCUAGUGGUCUUAAAGUGUGUUAUUAUAAAUCUCGUCUAUUGUCUGACAUUGAACAACGAUACUCUGCUACUGAACGUGAAGCACUUGCUAUCUAUUGGUGUCUCGAUCAACUUCGCUCGUACAUCGGUGGUUCUUCCGUUCUUAUUGAAACUGAUCAUCAACCACUUUCCAACAUGCAUAAAAAGCACUCGUUCCGUAAUAAACGUAUUGAUAAUUGGCUUUUAAAGUUGCAAGAUAUUUUACCUCAAAUUAUUGCGAUCAAAUAUCGUAGAGGUGUCGAUAAUGUUGGACCUGAUUUUUUAACUCGAUAUGAUCCGUUUGAUUCUUCGUCAAUCAUUGAGUCUCCUUCCUCUUAUUGUACUGAUUCUUACGACAAAUCUUCUAAAAUUUCUGUACCUCUUCCCCAACGUAAUUGUCACUCUAAUUCUUCUUUAAUUGAUUCUGAUUGGCCGUCCGGUACAGAAACAUGGGAUUCGAUUGUAGUUUCACCAGUAAUCACUCGCUCUAAGGUCCGUGCAAUUUCUCAUCUCUCCCCUACUGCACCGCUCGAUCAAUCCCCUGCUACUGUUUUAACUGAUGAAGAUUCCGAAGAAUAUUACGAUGCUCUUACUGAUAUGCCUACUCCUUGCGUUUCUCCUUCUACUACAACUUUGUUACCUUCCGAUCAUAAUACGGUCGAUUUUAGCUUUUCGCGUAUUAAAACAGAACAACAUUCUGAUCCUGAUAUUUUCUCUAUAAUUAAAAGUUUACAAGAUAAUCCUUCUAAUCCUCACUUUGUUCUACAGGACGACAUCCUCUUUCGUAUUCUUUCCAGUUCAGACACUGAUCCACAUUCUCGUGUACCUGUUCUUCCAAAGUCUCUCAUUUCAUCGAUGCUUCAUACAUAUCACGAUCACCCUUUAAGUGGACAUUUUGGUGUUCAUCGUACGUUAGCACGUAUUCGUACCCAAUUUUGGUGGCCUAAUAUGCGUCGAUCUGUACAAAAUUAUGUUGCAUCUUGUGCACAAUGUGUUCGCCACAAUAUUGUUCGUACUAAACCUGAUGGUCAUCUCAAAUCAAUUUCUCCUCCAUCUGCAGUUUUUCAAGUUGUUCAUAUGGAUUUUUGGGGUCCCGUUCGUACAUCAUCUAGUGGAAAUCGCUAUGUGAUUAUUCUCACAGAUAAUUUAUCUAAGUACGUGAUUGCUGAUGCUUUACCUGAUUGCACUGCAAAAUCUGCUGCUCAAUUUCUCAUUGACAAAUUUAUUCUUUUUCAUGGUGUACCAGAACGUCUUAUCACCGACAAUGGCACUCACUUUAAUAAUCAUCUUCUUCACGCGAUCACUACUUCUAUGAAUAUUGCCCAUGCGUUCUCAAUUUCUUAUCACCCCCAAACAAAUGGGCAAGUCGAACGUUUCAACGCUACUUUCGCAUCUCAGAUUGCGAAAUAUUGUGAUCCCGAUCGCGCUGACUGGGAUGUUUAUCUCCCUUCAAUUGUAUAUGCUUAUAAUACUAGUGUUCAUUCCACUACUAAGUUCACUCCAUAUCAACUCGCUUUUGGUCGCUGUCCUAAAAGUCCGUUUGAUUCGGUUUCUCCUACUAUCACAUUACCCCCUGCUCAUGCUUUUUAUCCUUAUUUACAGCGCACUCGCCAUCUUCUUACAGUACAAGCACGAGAAAAUAUUUUGAAAUCUCAAUCUCGUUGGAAACAACGAUACAAUGAAAAUCGCCGUAAUCCGUUUUAUCGUCUUGAUGAUCUCGUUUAUGUGCAAGUUUGCGCUGGUCGUGCGAAACUUGAUGCUCGCUGGCUCGGACCAUGUACUGUGAUUCAACUAUCCGGUCAACAAAAUUAUCUUGUUCGUGAUAAUUUGACUGGUCGAACUGAUUGGUAUCACGUCAGUCAGUUACACCCUGUUGUUGAACGUCAUUCAUACUAG
Molecule: messenger RNA, 3753 nt
Organism: Rotaria socialis
Lineage: Eukaryota; Metazoa; Rotifera; Eurotatoria; Philodinida; Philodinidae
Source: the annotation of a GenBank genome assembly